Molecule: messenger RNA, 894 nt
Organism: Trichoderma citrinoviride
Lineage: Eukaryota; Fungi; Ascomycota; Sordariomycetes; Hypocreales; Hypocreaceae
Product: RNA polymerase III transcription initiation factor complex component
Exons: 3
Coding region: 1-894 (297 amino acids)
Source: RefSeq, a predicted model, not a curated record
AUGCCUCUCGAGACAAUCUACGUCGUUCGCCAUGGGUUCCGGUCUAGUUGGUCCGUCGACCACACCACAGGAGUGUACUCAGCUUCGAUCCCAUCACCAACAGGAAUCCCUGUGGACCCGGCCCUCACCGCCCACGGCGUCGAGCAGUCGUGGGAGCUCGGCCAGCACCUCAUGACAGUCGACCCCCCCGUAGAGGCCGUGUACUCGAGCCCCUACUACCGGUGUCUGCAGACCAUCACGCCCUUUGUUGAACUUCAGCAGAAACGGUACUCCAAGGGACGCAAUGGCAGCAGCGACGGCAGCAGUCCUGCAUGUACCGUGAUCCGGCCCGAGUAUGGGCUCUGCGAGUGGUUUGGCUCUGCGCCGUUUGAGCAUCCCGGCCCAGCCUCACCGUCGGUGCUGAAAUCCUUGUUCCCUGCCUUUGACGAGAGCUACGUGUCGGCUCAGCAUCCUCCCAGCAGGGGCGAGACGCUGGCUCAGCUGCAAGCCAGGCUUACGGCCACGAUGCAGAGUAUCAUUGAUCGCUGCGACGCUGAAGAUAGGCGAGCCGUCGUACUGUGCACUCACGCCGCCGUCGUCAUCAUGUUGGGCCGUAUCCUGACGGGAGUCUUCCCUGAAACGGUGGACGCGGAUGAUUUUCGUGCCUUUACCUGCGGGCUGAGUGUCUAUCGCCGGAGACUUAUCAGUCGAGAUGAACAAGGAUCGCAAGGAGAGGGAGAUUUGCCUGAGAAGAAGCCCAACCCCCGUACUGUCGUUGGAGCUUGGUCAUGUGAAGCCAACAGCGACUGCAGUUUCCUAACCUGUGGCGAAGAACGAGGCUGGAAAUUCUCGGGAGACGAAGAGUUCCCAGACACGGGGUCCAUGGGCCAAGACGCAUCAGAGUCCAAGCUGUAG